This is a messenger RNA of Histoplasma capsulatum G186AR, 869 nucleotides long. RefSeq lists its product as uncharacterized. Lineage: Eukaryota; Fungi; Ascomycota; Eurotiomycetes; Onygenales; Ajellomycetaceae. Bases 1 to 648 code for a protein of 215 amino acids. The record is from RefSeq and is a predicted model, not a curated record. The transcript has 3 exons.
AUGCCUCCUCCAAGCAGACAUCACUACUCGCUUGAACAACCUCAGUCUUCUUCCGCAAGACAACAGAAAGAUAGGAUAUCGAUUACAUUAUCUGAACACGACCCACAGGACCAGGUAUCUCGUCCAAAUACUGCACGCGAUGAAUACAUACAACACGGAUAUACUUCACAUUCUUCUGCGGAAAUGUAUUCUACCUCUUCCACAAAUCUGCCCUCCCUCAUGCCAGACUAUAUGAACCAGCCAGCACCCAAUGUUACAGGCCAUACUUAUCUCGCCACCUCCUCUCUAUAUGAACCGCUACAUCUGUAUCAAAGUCCUCAACAAUAUUCGUUUCCGCCUACAUCCGAUACAGGGGUCGCCGCGACGCCAGCUCUAGCUGAUGGCUUUUCUACUCCGUAUAGCGUUUCACCUGCUCCAGAGGACCAAGUGCGAAUUGUAAAUUCGCGACCGAAACCACAGUGCUGGGAUCAUGGAUGUAACGGCCGCGAAUUCUCCACAUUUAGCAAUCUACUGCGCCACCAACGUGAAAAAGCAGGCACUGCUACGAAAUCGGAGUGUCCUCAUUGCGGAACUGUUUUCACUCGGACAACCGCACGAAAUGGACAUCUUGCACAGGGCAAAUGCAAAGCGAAGCGCGAACAGCAAUAGCACCAGCAGCAGGAACAAGGCCGCUGUGCGCUGUUGACAAACCCUGAUUAUCUACCAAAAUACUUAUUUCCCUUUUUGCUCGUAGCGGGCGUUUCAUCUUCUGGAGGCGCCUUUUGACAGGUGUAUACAUUGGGAGACUGGAGCCCGGAUUGCUCUCUCAGUCUCCUUUUCCUCAACUCUACCCACCUUGUUAUACACGAAAUUAUAUAUAUGACAUUUUC